CCUCAGCCUCCCAAGGGCUGGGAUUACAGACAAGUGCCACCACAGCCAGCUCAAACCGGAUUUUUAGUUUUGCUUUAUCUUGCCUGUUUUCACAACUCCAUAGUUAUGACGGUAGCUGAUAGACUUUUUCUUCUUCUUCUUCUUUUUUUUUUUUUUUUGCAGCUCCGUUUGAAACUUGCCCAUUAUCAUCCACGGCCCGGAAUGAGUCUUUCCAAUGAGCCCCGCACGGUGAACCGAACUUGAGAAGAUUCAGGCCUGAGGAGCGCACCAACCGUUUUUUACAAGGCUGAGCUUGAAGAGAGAACGAUGGUGUACAGUAGUGUUCCAGCUGUGACCACAAACACAACUCUACACAAUUACAUGCACAUUUUUUUCCUUUUCCUUUUUUUCUUUUUUUUUUAAGGUUGCUUACACAAGUGGUUAUUUGUUAUGGUGUCGACACAGGAAAAAGCAAAACGCGCUGGUAACCGAAUCAGAUCGGCCCUGGCCUGCGUGCUUUGGUUCCUUGGAUGGGCUUUUCACUUCCUCCCAAGUGUGUGGUCCCGCCCUAUCAUCUGGGAAUGUCACACACAUACACACACACCCCACACACAGAGCACUUUGGUGCUCUGCAAGCUGUUCUUGGUUCUUCCCAUCUCACGGGAUCAGGUCCUCUAACCUCUCCGUGGUGUGGUGCCAGCCGGGGCCGGAGGGCGCGCCAGUCCUCCACGCCGCGCGCCAUGGGCAACGCCUCCAAUGACUCCGGGGGCUGCGAGCAGCGACAGUGGCUCCCCGCGGGCGAGAGCCCGGCCAUCAGCGCGGCGAUGUUCUCGGCGGGGGUGCUGGGGAACCUCCUGGCGCUGGGGCUGCUGGCCCGCCGCUGCCGAGGGGACGCGGGGCGCGGCGCGGGCGGCCGCGGCGCCCUGUCCCUGUUCCACGUGCUGGUGACCGAGCUGGUGUUCACCGACCUGCUGGGGACCUGCCUCAUCAGCCCGGUGGUGCUGGCCUCGUACGCGCGGAACCAGACGCUGGUGGCCCUGGAGCCCGACAGCCGCGUGUGCACCUACUUCGCCUUCGCCAUGACCUUCUUCAGCCUGGCCACGAUGCUCAUGCUCUUCGCCAUGGCCCUGGAGCGCUACCUCGCCCUCGGGCACCCCUACUUCUACCAGCGCCGCUUCUCGCGCCGCGGGGGCCUGGCCGUGCUCCCCGCCAUCUACGCCGCGUCGCUGCUGCUCUGCUGCCCGCCGCUGCUCGGCUACGGCCAGUACGUGCAGUACUGCCCCGGGACCUGGUGCUUCGUGCGCCACGGGCGCUCGGCUUACCUGCAGCUCUACGCCACCGUCCUGCUGCUGCUCAUCGUGGCGGUGCUCGCCUGCAACUUCAGCGUCAUCCUCAACCUCGUCCGCAUGCACCGCCGGGGCAGAAGGAGCCGCUGCGGACCCUCGUCCUUCAGCGGCGGCCCGGGGCCCCGCAGGAGAGCGGAGCGGCUGUCCGUGGCGGAGGAGGCGGACCACCUCAUCCUGCUGGCCAUCAUGACCAUCACCUUCGCCGUCUGCUCCCUGCCCUUCGCGUCCUGGCACGUGGGCGUCCCUAAGCUAGUGUUUCUCAGAUGGUACUGCCGUACCCCAAAAGGAAGCCUUGGCCCCUCGCGAUGCCCGCCCAGCCCCCCGUGCUAGAGUCGCGAGCCCCUGGACUCCGGUCCUUUCCACUCCAGGCUAGCUUGUCCAGGUAACGCAGGAGGAGGCGACCCGUGCCACCUUGGGGUGUGGGAUGUUUGUCAUCGUUACAAGGCGGCCACCCUGAGCCAGUUUGCUGCUGUACCUCCCAGCCACCGGGACUGGUUCUCCGUGCUCUGCCUUCUGCUUGUCAGGAACAAAAAAAAUGUUGUUCCCAACCCAUGGCAUUCCAGCUGCCGUUGAAAAUGCACCCAAAUGCGGAGGCUCCUUGUGGCAGAAGUUCAGAGCGAUCAUUAUUUGUGUCUAAAGUUCAAGCAUCUCGUUUACAGUUUCCCGAUUUACAUAUUUGAGUGUAGCUAUUUGUGGUCGUGGAAAUUCAUGAAGAGGAGGCAAAGACAGUUCCACAGAGGAACCCCCUUCUGCUUCUGCAAGCCCUCCAUAGGAAGCAUUUGUAACCUCUUAAACAUCUUUGGAUGUCAGGGUCAGGAAUACACACAGGUGCUUUGCCUUUUAUGGUUGUACACUUCAUGAGCCCAUAGCUCCACAAAGAACAGCUGGUCCAUGUCAGGGAAGGGAGACCUGAAGGGCAUCGGGUGCUGGCCCCCGUGGGCAACCUGCUGGGGCAGUUCUCGCAUGCUAAGUUCAAGCUUCCUAAAGGCUUAGCACAACCUGUGCUGCUCUGACCUCUAACAGAGCUAGAAACCGGAAGUUUGUAAAGAAAGAUAAGAUGCCUGGCCUUUGCAGGUCCUACUUGCAGAAGCUGGGGAAAUAACUCUACCCUGGCCCCCUGACUGAUGCCUUCUAGUUACCCUCAUCUGCUUAUUCUCAAGUGGCAAAGGAACAUGGUCCUGAAAGUCCAGAUGUAAUCCCUGCCCGAAGCUGUGUUCUCUUUGCCUGAGUCCUCACAUUUCUGUCCCACCUUUUAUCAGGGCAGAAGCUGGUCUGAAUCCGCAGGCUACGCUUAGUGGGGAAUGAGAGGGAGUUUGUCAAAGGCGUCCUCUUUACUAAUGAACUAAGGUCCUGUGAGAGGUGACACCUCCCGUUCCACCCUGAGCAGUGGAGUUUGUGGUAGAGAAACAUUGUGAUGUAGAAACCAGGGGCUUCUGUGCUUUUUGUUUCACAGUAGGAACUUUUAAUUAUGUCAGGGGCUAAGUCAGCUUUUGGGGUUGGGACUAGGAUGGAGAACAUUACGAAAGAAAGCAUUUCAAGUUCCCUUAAACAACAGAAUGCAACUUGAAGGACAUAAACAUGUCCAAAUAGGGGAGUGCCUGUCAGGCUGGUGGGAGCUAGCAUGUCAGCUCUUGGAGUUUUCUCUGCCAUUUAUGAAGGUGCAUGAAAACAUCCCCCCACCUCCAGCAACAUAAAUGGCCUGAAAAUGGGUUCCAGGGGGACCACACUUCUGUAAAAAGGAUUGUUACUCCCCUUCUUAUGCCAUUUAGAGGAGGCAAGCAGGAAGAAAAGGGUCUCCCCAUGACUGGCCCACUCAGAAACCAAAAGCAGGAACUUUCAACAGGUUCCCACAGUUUCAUGUAAACACUGCCUUUAUCAUGAGAACUCCAUCAAUGCUAUAUGUUGGUUUUUAAAUAUAUAUAUUUGAUACAUUAGGCCCUCAUUACUCUUAGGCCUGGGGUAGCUCCAGAGUUGCACAAAAAAAAGGGCCUAGAGCCAGAAGUCUGGGUACAAAAGGGAUAAGGGGAGGAGAAGGUUUGCUUUGAAGCUUUUUUUUUUUUUUUUACUUAGAUUGCCUGUUUAUGGUGUGGGGGGCUAAAUGAAGUUUAUAAGGUUUAGCGCCGUAAAACUACCCUUUAAAACUGACACUACCUGCAAAACGCUUCUGGUGUUUGCUUCUGCAUGUAUUCAUUGCAAAGAUUCCCAGAGAGCAAGAGAAAAAUCUUCAUAUGAAGGGUCAGGAAGCCAGCCACGCUGACUUCGUGUCCUGUGACUAUCGUGACAUCACAGCCAGAUGAACUAUAGAUAAUCCAGUAGGCACAAAAGAGAAAGUUGAAACCGUUUCUUAAUAAGGAAAUCUGCACUGGCCAUUGACUGAUUUUGUUUUGUCAAUAGAUCACUGGUAAUGAUUAUUACUAUCUUUCUCUUGCAUAACCCUUUACACUUUAGGAAGGACUGCAGUACAGUUUAUUUCUUGAGGUCUAAUUCAACCAUUCAAAAUUUAUGACUGCUGUUUAGUUUAUACAUUCUUCUAUUUUAGAAUGCUUGGCAUUUGCUCCAAAGGGUGUUUUUACCCCCUAUAAGUCCUUCUGUUUUACUUGACCCACAUGGUUAGAAAUGGUCUACACCAGUCUCCCGCCCAAGGUAGGAAUCACUUGCAUACCUCCUCACCCGAGGCACUGUAAGACAGUCAGGGGCUUAUGACUGACUUUCCAAAUUCUCCUGCUGCUCCAAACACGGUGCACAGUCCAACAGAAAUACAAUAUGAGCUGCCUAUGAAAUUUUAAAUUUUUCUCAAAGCCACAUAACAAAAAGUAAAAAAAAAGUUGAAACUAAAUACAUAUUUUAGUUAACCCAACUUUAAAAAAUCAAUUCAAAUAAGUUAUCCUUGUAAAACUACUUGAGAUAUUCUAGCUAAUGUUCUUCCGUGUACCCCAGAAAAUACAGAAAACUGUAGUACCCCAUGUCUGCCAUUCUUUCCUCAGAAUAACAGGCACUGCUUUCUGUGUCCAUCAAAAGUAGACCAAACCACUGACCAGCAAGGGGAGUGCACACAUUUGUACCCAGUGGGACCCUGGUCUAUUCCACAGCAUCCUCGCAUUGGAAGAGACUGGGUGAUUUAGGGAACCUAGAACUACUAAUCUCAGCCAUUGCCCUAGGGUUUGGGCAGAGUGGAAUUACAGCUCCCACUAGAGCCUGCAAAGUUUGGGAAGUAAAACUCUCAAAAUGGAAAAAAAAAAAAUGUCCUGAAAUGAAGUCAUAUAACCUCAUGUAUCAUUUUAUCAAAAGACGUAAGAUUUUGAACGCUAAUUUCAUAGUAACUUGUUAUCUUCACAGCAACCUACAAAAUAAAUAAUAUGAUUCCUGUCAUACAGAUGAGACAAAAUAACUUUCCCUAGGUCCCGCAGCUAGUGAGGGCUGGAUCUGGGAUCCAAAGCCUCGCAGUGGAAGCACUGAGACUAUGCACUAAUUACAAUGCUUUAAAGAAAGGUACUCAUUUCAGGGGUAACAUAUGAGAAGAUGAAUCUAGAGUUUCAUAAGAGAAUUAUGAAGACAUUAUAAAUAUUUGGGGGGCUAGGGGUGCAGCUCGAUGAUAGAGAGCUUGCCUAGUAUGCACAAAGCCCCUAUCACUGCACUAAAUAAAUAAAUUAUUUUGCAUUGUAAUUCCAACUUGUUAACUUUACAACUAAAAUGGCAAGGACCUUUUACUCCCAGUCCGCUCAAGGCAGCUAAGCUGGGUCAAAGUGUGGAGUUUCCUUUUCAUUCUCCAUAGACCUAUAAAAUAAAAGUCUGACAUUGCGAUUUUAAGAGAUUGGCUAAUGUAAACGAUGAUCUAAAUUAAGAAACAAUCAGAUUAUCCCUCACAUAAAAUCUUCCGUUGGUACACAUAAAACAUUUCUUUAGUGAUAAAAAAAAAAGCAUGUAGUAUUUAGAAAACGACAUUAUUUUGGCUGUCCAAUAAGAAAUCAUGCAUGAAACCAACAACAUAUUCCAAACUGUUUAUCCAUUAAAGGAGUUUUGUGUAAAUUAAUAAAUUCCUCCUUGUGCUAAUCAGCUGUUGUCAACAUUUCCCAAUGACAAACAGAAACCUUUUUCUUCCUGAAACAGAACAGCACAGGAAACAUGAGACCUCCGUUCCUGUCUCAAAUACUGUUUGUUUCUUAAUUUCCAACCCGUAUCAAACCGUCCUCUCACCACUUUGCUAAUUGUGAUAGUUUCUGGUCAUUGUAAAUGGUUUCUCACAUGCCAUUAGGAUAAAGUGCUCAGGCCUGUUGCUCAGUUCUAAAAUUUCAACAAGAAAGCGUUGACUCAUUCUAAAAAUGUACUCAUCUUUACAAAUUCUUUAGGGUUAUAAUUUCUAGGUAAAUCUGAUUAGUGGAAAUCUGAUCUUUGCAAUACAGAAUAAAUGCAAGGAAACAAUACCAGAGUCUUCAGUUCAUGCCAGGUAUUUAUGUAAAAUGUAAUACGAAGGCAAGUUGAAAGCUGACCCGAAGUUGGCUGAUUACAUACAUGCAGAAUACAACAAUUCAGAUAGGGAUGAAAAGAAUUCAGAAAUUUCUGUGCAUAGCUACUAGGAACUUUGCCUGGUGAUAUUUUAAAUGGAUGCCCUCGAACAGCUAACUAGGGGGUCCUUUAUCAUUCAGGCAUCAUUAAAGAUGUGCGUAGCGAUUGUUGAGACAGUUGUGAAUACACAUUACCUUUUAAGAGAAAGUUUCUCUAUAUACUUAUUUUCUUUUUUUUUUUUUUUGGUUUUUCU
Molecule: messenger RNA, 6081 nt
Organism: Chinchilla lanigera (long-tailed chinchilla)
Lineage: Eukaryota; Metazoa; Chordata; Mammalia; Rodentia; Chinchillidae
Gene: Ptger2
Product: prostaglandin E receptor 2 (subtype EP2), 53kDa
Exons: 3
Coding region: 510-1655 (381 amino acids)
Biological process (GO): positive regulation of cytosolic calcium ion concentration; inflammatory response; cellular response to prostaglandin E stimulus
Cellular component (GO): plasma membrane
Molecular function (GO): prostaglandin E receptor activity
Source: RefSeq, a predicted model, not a curated record